Molecule: messenger RNA, 4173 nt
Organism: Microthlaspi erraticum
Lineage: Eukaryota; Viridiplantae; Streptophyta; Magnoliopsida; Brassicales; Brassicaceae
Source: the annotation of a GenBank genome assembly
AUGGAGGUCAAGGAAGAGAAACCGAUGGAGGAGAAGCUACAAGUCCGUGAGAAGACGAUUCCCGUGUUCACCGUGCUGAAAAACGGUUCGAUUCUGAAGAACAUCUUCGUCGUCAACAGUCGCGAUUUCUCGUCGCCGGUGAAAAACGGCGAUGCUAUAUCCGAUGACGACGAGGUAGAGGAGAUUCUGUUAGUCGGUCGACAUCCAGACUGUGAUAUUCUGCUAACGCACCCUAGCAUCAGCAGAUACCACUUGCAAAUCCGCUCUGUUCCCUCUCGUCAGAAACUCUUCGUCACCGAUCUGUCCUCUGUGCAUGGAACCUGGGUUACGGAUCAGAAAGUUGACCCAGAUGCUUGUGUAGAGGUGAAGGAAGGUGAUGUAAUCAGGAUCGGUGGUUCAACAAGGAUCUAUAGGCUGCAUUGGAUUCCCCUGAGCCGUGCAUAUGAUAUCGACAAUCCAUUUGUUUCACCACUCGAUGCAUCUAUAGUGAUGGAGCAAGACGAAGAGAAUAGAAUCCUCGAAGCAGAAAAUCUGGAUCAGUCACAAGCGAAUACUGCAUCAGGUGAUGACGGAGAUCUGCAUCUGGAUGUGACGUCAGAAGGAAGUGGAUCAUCAGUCCCUAGUGAGGAUGAGGAUACAAGGGAGUUGUCGUUGCCACUUGCAUCUCCACUAUCUAGAGAUUCUGUCAAGACACAAAAGCUACAAUUUGAGGAACAUGUGCAGACUUUAACAAAGUGGGACGUAGAUGUUGUAGAAGCUGCAGCAGAGAAGCCAAGUAGCAGCUGUCCCUCAAGUAAGCAGCAGAGUGGUGGCUACCUGGAAGGCUUAGGUUGUUUUGAUGAUGAAGAUUCUGCAGAGGGUGAUGAAUGGAAUGCAAGAGGAGAUGGAUUUCUGCAUGAUCUGGAUGUGAUGUCUGAUAUGAUGGAGUCACCAGUCCCUAACGAGGAUGAGAAUCCAUUUCUAGGUGCAAAGAAGACUUCAUCGUUUCCACUCCCAAGAGAUUCUUUUGAGAUAGAAAAGCUACAGCUCACAGAAGAUAUCCAGGCUUCACCAGAGUUGGCCGUAGAUGUUAUACAAGUCAAAGCAGAAAAUCUACGUAGUGGGCUUAGCAGCUGCUCUCCAAGUAAGGGACAAAUUGAUGGUUGCUUUGAAGCCUCCGGCUGUACCGCAUUUGAAUUGGCUUCAGAGGCCGAGAUUCUGAGCCUUCAUCAAGACGUCAGUAAAGAAACUGAGUUUUUCAAAGAGCUAAUGGUAGCAUCUGCGGAACCACUAACUCAGCCUGAAAUUUGGAAUCACGUAGACACUGGAGACACUGAGGUCUCAGGGCAAGCUGAGCGACUGCUACAAAUUUUAACUGAAGAUGCCCUAUGCCUCUUAGGUUCUGAAAUCCAGAGUGAAGUGUCCAUAGAGAUUAAUAGUGAGAACCUACAUCAAAAGAGCAAUGAAGUGAGUCCUGCAGGAGACAGAGAGCCUGAAAAAGUAUUGGAUGAAGGGAGCAGCUCGUGCCUUUAUGAGUACCUUCAACAGAGUGGUACACAAAGUUUCUUGUCAUUAGCAAAUCUGAAAUCCGAAACAGAAAUGUCAAUUGUCUCUGAGAGAUCUGGAGACUCUUACAACCUAAGUGAAAUAGGGGACGAAGAAAUUACUGAUAAGGAGGUUCCAGUUCGAUCAACACUGGCUGCAGAAACAUUUGAGGAUAUAAUACGGAUUGAAGAGCUGCCUUCUUGUUAUACUGAGAGUCAAGAAAACCAGACCCAGCAACCACAUGCUGUUAGAGAGGAUGCACUCUCUGAGAUGGAUAUCUCUAGGAAGGGAAUGGCUGCUUCUGUUACAUUACUUGAACUCUCAGGUUGUUCUGCAUUUGAAUUGGCUGCAGAGGUUGAGAUUCUUAGCCUUCACCAAGAAAUCAGUGGAGAGACUGAGUUUGUCACAGAGCAAGGAACGGAAGCAUCUGCAGAACCACUAACUAAAGCUGAAAUUCAGAGUCACGAAGACGGUGGAGAAAGUGAGGUCUCGAGGCAAGUCGUUGCAGUGUCUCCCAUAUCCUUCCCUCAAACUGAGCCAACGUUAACAGGAGAUGACCGAUGCCUCUUAGGUUCUGAAGUGGCCACAGAGACCGAUAGUGAGAACCUACAUCAAACAAGGAAUGAAGAAACCAAGAUCGUUUCAAGGCAAGCCGGUGCAGUAUCUGAUUGUUUGUUUGCUAGUAACGAAUAUCUUUCACGAAUCGAUACAGAAGAUCUCGAAAGUUUAUGGUCGAGUUGGCAGCCGCAAGCCGAGGCUCCAUCUGAGAUUCCGAGUGAAGUGAGUCCUGCAGGAGAUCAUAAUCAAAUAUCAGCAACGAAGAGGGAGACUGAGAAUAUAUUUGAUGAAGGGAGCAGCAGCUCGUGCCUUUCUGAGAACCUUAAACAAAGUUUCUUGUUAACACCAAAACAUCAGAAGCCCAGAACAGAAUUGUCAAUUGGCUCUGGGAGAUCUGAAGAAUCUUACAGCCAACCGGAAAUAGAGGGAGAAGGAAAUACUGAUACGGCGAGUCCAAUUCUUUCGACAUUGGCUGAGGAUACACUGGCUGAAGAAUUGCUUACUGAUUAUGCUGGAAGUCGAGAGAACCAGACCCCGCAAACACAUGCUGUCAGAGAUGAUGUCCUGUCUGAGCUGGAUAGCUCAAUAACCUCGUCGAGAACAUUGAGCACAUGCAACAUUUGGUCUAGGAGGGGAAAAGCUGCUUCUGUUCUUCAGGUGCGGACCAACAGUAGCAAAGGAAAGCAAAAGCAUAUUGGGAAUCAACCAAAAGCCCAGUUGCAGAGAAAACUAGCUCUAAGUGACAACAAGUCUACUUCUCUGAAUGUUCAUUAUGGUGCAGAGAAUCUGGAACCACCGGAGAUCUUUACUCCUGACAAGGAGAAUCUCACACCAAGCUCUCAUAUGUUGAAAAGAUUACAAGAUAUUGGCGACAUAAAAGACAGCAAGAGCUCUUCAAAGCUUUCGGGAAAAUCGUCGUGCUCGUUAAAGACUCCUUACAGCAUUGCUGCUAUUGUUACUACUUCAGGGGCAUUGACAGAGCCAGAAAUCUUCACCCCAGAUAAGGAGAAUCUUACCCCAAACUCUCAUAUGCUAAAACGUUUGCGAGAAGUCGGUGAUAUUAAGGAUACUAAAGGGUCCUCCUCUAAAGCAACACGUAAACCAUUCUUUGAUGUUCAUGCGGAAGAAAACGUGAUGGCGGAACGGAAACCAAAUCUACAGAUCUUGAGCAGCAAAUCAAAGGUGAAGCGCCAUGAUGAGCCUGUGGCACUGAAGAAGAAAGUCGAAAGACCACCUUUUCAACCUCUACUUGAAAAAUCUUCAUCUCAGAGCCAAUCAUACACUGAGGCUUCUUCUAUUGCAUCAGUAAGAAGCAACGUUUCUAGGGGCAUUCGUUCUUCUUCUAACCUUUCUGGUGGAAGCAAGAUGAAGUGGACCAUUGUGUUGGACACUUCUUCACUCCUCGACAAAGAGUCUAGAAAGCCACUGCACCUUCUACAAGGUCUCAAGGGUACACAUUUGGUCGUACCAAGAACAGUGUUAAGGGAACUAAAUGAGACUAAGCGCACUCGCAGUCUUCUCUAUAGAAGAACAGCAGAAACUGCUUCCUCAGCUCUGGAAUGGAUCGAAGAGUGUAAGGUUAAUACCAAAUGGUGGAUUCAACUCCAGUGCUCAUCAGAAGAAACCAAAGCAAAUGCACCAACACCACCAGUCACUCCUCUGUCAUAUAGCUCACCGUUCCCGUUUUCACUUCACUGGAACAAUAAUAAUAACGCACCAGAGAUCGAUUCUCCUACAUCAGAAGAUCAAGUUCUCGAAUGCGCACUUCUUUACCGAAACCGUAACAUUGACGAAAAACUCGUUCUUCUUAGCAACGAUGUAACUCUCAAGGUCAAAGCCAUGGCAGAGGGUGUGAUUUGCGAGACGGCGAAUGAGUUUUACGAGUCUCUGAAGAAUCCGUUCUCGGAGAGGUUUAUGUGGCCAGAGAGCUUGCCGAGAGGACGAACUUGGAGUCAUCUGGACGACGUCGUGUUGAAAGAAAGGUACAACAACCGAACAACGUACAAUGGAGGAGGAAGUGGUGCAGUAGCAGCAAAAGGCUUGAAACUCAUAUUGCUUCAUAACUCUCACUAUGGUCAUAUUCAACAAUGA